Messenger RNA from Tachysurus fulvidraco (yellow catfish), 1185 nucleotides. Its product is annotated as NADH-ubiquinone oxidoreductase chain 5-like. Gene Ontology annotation, biological process: ATP synthesis coupled electron transport; electron transport coupled proton transport. NCBI's taxonomy places the organism in Eukaryota, Metazoa, Chordata, Actinopteri, Siluriformes, Bagridae. Gene Ontology annotation, molecular function: NADH dehydrogenase (ubiquinone) activity. The record is from RefSeq and is a predicted model, not a curated record.
AUGCUAGAGGAAUGUGCAGGCCAAUACCAUCCCUACAGUGAAUACAUAUUUAACGGCUGAGAGGGAGGUAGAAUUAUCUCUUUCCUACUAACUGGGUGAUGACACGGCUGAGCUGACGAUAAUACAGCAGCCCUACAAACCAUUAUUUAUAAUUAAGUUGUAGAUGUAGGAAUAAUUCUAGCCAUAGUCUGAAUUGCAAUAAAGUUUAACUCCCAAGAAAUCCAAAAAAAAUUUCCUACUAUCUAAAAUCUUUGAUAUCUCAAAUAUCUUUCUCUUCCCCAAAUAAAAAUUAUUCUAGCUACCACUGGAAAUUCCACCCAAUUUGGUCUACACUUCUGACUCCCUUCAGCCAAAGAAGGCCCAACCCAAGUCUCUGCCCGUUUCGACUCAUGUAUAAUAGUAGUUGCAGGCAUUUACUUACUACUGUAACCAACUUCACGCCUAAUUGAAAAUAAUCAACUAACACUAACCACCUGCUUAUGUCUAUGCACUUUAACAACCCAUUUCACUGCCACCUGCACCCUAACCAAUAAUGAUAUAAAUUUUUUUUUAUUAUUCUCAACAUCUAGACAGCUCGGUCUAAUAAUACUUACCAUUGAACUUAACCAACCCCAACUAGCCUUCCUGCAUAUCUGCACCCACACCUUCUUUAGAGCCAUGCUCUUCCUUUGCUCCAGGUCUAUUAUACUCCAUAACCUAAACAAUGAACAAGACAUCUGAAAAAUAGGAGGCCUCCACAAACUUAUACCCUUCACUUCGUCUUGCCUAAUCAUUAGCAGUCUUGCACACACCCCACCUCCCAACCACCAUCAGCUCUAUACCCUGGAAGACCAACGUGCUUGAUAAUCAACCCAUAGAUGCUGUUGCUCCCAGUGGACUUUUGCCAGGUCGGAUAUACUUUUUCCCUUUUGUUUUGCCUGUUUUUGCGAAUUUCAGUUGUGUACUUUGCUAGCCUUGCUUUGCUAGAUAUAUUUGCUAACAAUUUUCAUGCUCCGGCGCUUUUCCUGCCGGUUGGAUUAUAUUUUUGGGGUUUAGAGCUUGCAGCGAUUUUUUGCCCUAUUUUGCCGUGGAUUAUUAUUGCUGUUUAAUUAAUAUUGGAUUAUUUCCUGUUUAUAGAUUGUAACUUCCAUGAGUUAAAGAACUGCGCCUGUGGACAAUUGUCAUACCUUGGUUACCUGUAGGAUC